Messenger RNA from Gongylonema pulchrum, 395 nucleotides. NCBI's taxonomy places the organism in Eukaryota, Metazoa, Nematoda, Chromadorea, Rhabditida, Gongylonematidae. The record is from the annotation of a GenBank genome assembly.
GUGGUCUGGACCUGAAAGCUCAGGAAGCAGCACUUCGACAGCGGCCUGAUAUUGUUAUUGCUACACCAGGGCGAUUGAUUGAUCAGUUGCAUAAUGCACCAAAUUUUUCACUUCACGAUGUUGAGAUUUUGGUUCUGGAUGAAGCGGAUCGGAUGUUGGAUGAAGCAUUCGCGGAUCAAAUGAAAGAAAUCAUACGUUUAUGUGCUCCACACAGGCAAACAAUGUUAUUCUCAGCUACAAUGACCGAUCAGGUAAUUUCCCAAUCGUUUACUUCCUGUGGUACUUUGAGCAAAUGUUGUUAUUGCAUAAAUCGUUAUGUUUCUCCAUCAAUACAAGUUCUAUUGUUUCCACUGUGGACAGUUGCGGGUGAAGGGGAGGGGGGUGUCUGGAUCUGA